AUGCCUGUACCCGCCAUGAAGGAAUCCGACGUGGAUGUGCUCGUUAUCGGUGCGGGACCUGCGGGCUUGAUGUGUGCGCAGGGGCUGGCCAGGGCAGGUGUAAAUGUCCGGAUUGUGGACAAGAGACCAGGCAAGGUCGCGGCGGGACAGGCUGAUGGCAUCCAACCACGCACAAUUGAAGUGCUACAGGUCGGUAUAUGCAGCUAUGGACUCGCCGAGCGACUAUUGAAGGAAGGCAACCAAAUGCACAUGGCAGCAUUCUAUGACCCCAGCCCCGAAGGAGGAAUCCACCGUACAGGACGAACACCGGACAUCAAUGCCCCUACGGCCCGAUUCCCGUUCGAGGUCACCCUCCAUCAGGGCGCGAUCGAGUCCAUAUUCUUAGACUGCCUCCGCUCGAUGGGGCACGAAGUCGAGCGUCCAGUGGUCCCGGAAUCGCUUGAGAUCUCAGAUAACCGAGACGCCUUGAAGGAUCCGCAAGCGCGCGCUGUAAAGGUUGUACUGAAGCACGUGGACGCACCCGAGGGGAAAGAUACCGAAGUCGUUCACGCGAAAUACGUUGUCGGCGCAGACGGCGCCCAUUCAUGGGUGAGGAAACAGCUCGGCUUUGCCAUGGAGGGCGAACAAACAGGUACGGCGCCGGCAUCUCUCUCUGAUGGGCCUGCAGAUUAUGUUUGGGGUGUGGUCGACAUGAUACCCGACACAGACUUCCCGGACAUCCGCAACCGGUGCGCGAUCCAUUCGAACAACGGCUCAUGCAUGGUUAUACCGCGCGAAGGGGAUGUUGUGAGGUUGUAUAUCCAGCUUACGGACGAGGACGUCCGAGACGUGACGACGGGUCGCGUUGACACGCAGAAGUGCAGCGCUGAAAAAUUGCUGGAGGUUGCAAAGAAGUCUUUCCAUCCCUAUCGCAUCAAGGCAAAGGGCGAUAUACUGUGGUGGACGAUAUACAUCAUUGGUCAGCGCGUGGCUUCAAAGUUCUCAGCGCACGAACGCGUAUUCAUCGCUGGUGAUGCCUGUCACACGCAUUCUCCCAAAGCCGGACAGGGGAUGAACGCCAGCAUGAACGAUACCCACAACCUGAUCUGGAAGUUGACGCAUGUGCUUCGAGGAUGGGCGGAUAUUUCGCUGCUAAAGACUUACGAGUUGGAGCGCCGAAAGUACGCUCAGGACCUGAUCGCGUUCGACAAAGAGUUCGCCUCACUGUUUUCCAAGAAGCCGAAGAGCGAAGAGAACCCCGACGGCGUCACACAAGAGGAAUUCGUAGAGGCCUUCCGUACGUUCGGUGGCUUUACGAGCGGCAUCGGGAUCCACUACGCUCCGUCCACGAUCGUCGACGCAGCCCACCAGGCCUCCGCCUCCAAGCUCAUCAUCGGCCAGCGUGUGCUCCCGCAGACCGUCAUCCGCGCAGCCGACGCGCGCCCGUACGAGCUGCAGGACCUCCUUCCCGCCGAUACCCGCUUCAAGCUCCUCGUCUUCACGGGCGACAUCGGCGCGCCGGAGCAGAAGCGGAAAGUCGACGAACUGGCGAAGCACCUGGAGCGGAAGGAGAGCUUCUUGGGCAGGUUUGGGGAGCAGAAGAAUGAUGUGUUCGAUGUGUUUGCUGUCUGUCUCUCGAGAAAAGAGGACGUGGUGUAUACUGACGUGCCCGAGGUAUUCCGGCCCCACUGGUCCAAGGUUCUCCUCGACGACGUCGAUACCACGGGCAAGGUCGGCGCGGGCGUGUACGAGAAGUUUGGUAUUGGCUCCGAGGGCGCUAUUGUCGUAGUCCGGCCGGACGGGUAUGUCGGGAUUGUUGCGCCUUUGGACGACGUUUCCGUUCUGGAGAGUUACUUUGCUGGGUUUUUCGCGAAGUCAUGA
Gloeophyllum trabeum ATCC 11539 is the source of this 1860-nucleotide messenger RNA. RefSeq lists its product as uncharacterized. Bases 1 to 1860 code for a protein of 619 amino acids. The transcript is spliced from 12 exons. Lineage: Eukaryota; Fungi; Basidiomycota; Agaricomycetes; Gloeophyllales; Gloeophyllaceae. Gene Ontology annotation, molecular function: FAD binding. The record is from RefSeq and is a predicted model, not a curated record.